AUGAGACUCAUUGUGCGUGACGAUGCUAUUUCGGCAGCACAUUACGUCGCCAAAUAUAUUCUUAAGCGCCUCAAGGAGUUCGAGCCCAGUCAGUCGCGGCAAUUUGUGUUGGGUCUCCCAACGGGCAGUACUCCGAUUGAGGUCUACAAAAUCCUGACCAACAGCUACCAAAAUGGCGAGGUCUCUUUCGAAAACGUGAUAACUUUCAAUAUGGACGAAUAUGUCGGUAUCCCACGAGACCAUCCGGAAAGCUAUCACUCCUUCAUGUGGCGUCACUUUUUCUCUCACAUCAAUAUUCGACCGGAAAACGUUCAUAUACUCAAUGGCAAUGCCUCGAACCUUGAAGACGAGUGCCUCCAGUAUGAAGCCGCGAUACAGGCAGCGGGAGGCAUUGAUCUGUUCUUGACCGGAGUCGGCGAAGACGGCCAUAUUGCAUUUAAUGAGCCUGGAUCCAGUUUAGUCAGCAGAACGCGCGUAAAGACUUUAGCAUACGACACCAUACGUGCCAACUCGCGCUUUUUCAGCAACGAUAUAAACCAGGUGCCUCGGAUGGCGCUAACUGUUGGCGUACAGACGGUCCUAGAUGCACGAGAGGUGGUCACAAUUGCGUUGGGUGCGCGCAAGGCUGUUGCAUUGCAAAGGUGCAUUGAAGGCGGCGUGAGCCAUAUGUGGACUCUUUCUAGUCUCCAAUUACACAGGCACUCGAUGAUUGUUGCCGAUGAAGAUGCUACGCUUGAGCUGCAGGUCAAGACCGUCAAGUAUUUCAAAUCUAUUGAGCAAGUCGCCCUCGAGGAAGGCUUCGAACAAGCAAUUUCUAAACGACUCCGGAAAGCGCUCGGGGAGAAACAUGCGUGUCAUGCUCUCGCCAAAUCAGCAGCCCCGGAGCCUGCAUUGGACAACAUGGGGUCGCGAAUCCGCAAUAAUAAUAUCACGUUUGUGGGAUGA
Talaromyces rugulosus is the source of this 945-nucleotide messenger RNA. RefSeq lists its product as uncharacterized. Gene Ontology annotation, molecular function: glucosamine-6-phosphate deaminase activity; identical protein binding. Bases 1 to 945 code for a protein of 314 amino acids. Gene Ontology annotation, biological process: N-acetylneuraminate catabolic process; carbohydrate metabolic process; N-acetylglucosamine catabolic process. The transcript is spliced from 4 exons. Gene Ontology annotation, cellular component: cytoplasm. The record is from RefSeq and is a predicted model, not a curated record. Lineage: Eukaryota; Fungi; Ascomycota; Eurotiomycetes; Eurotiales; Trichocomaceae.